CUAUUUUUGGAUGACUCGAAUUUGGUGUCAGAGGUCAAAUUAAAUCUGCCGCCAUUUUUUGACCCAAACAAAGAAGUCGCCAGGGGGGCCACGUGAAGGUUCUAACUGUGUGUUGCAGCCAGUAUGGCUCAGGGGUCCAACACCACCGGCGGUGGCUUUGACUUUGGCCAUGGUCACGGUACAGCAGUUGCCAUGGCAACGACAGUUGGAGGGUUGCUGAUCAUUGGCCUCCUAUUGAGGAAGGUCUUCAGAGCUCCCCCUAGUGAUGUAGAGGUGAACUGCUGGUUCUGUCAGACAGACUGCACAGUUCCUAACGGCAACCAGAACUGCUGGGACUGUCCUCACUGCGACCAGUACAACGGCUUUCAGGAGGACGGUGACUACAACAAGCCCAUCCCAGCCCAGUUCCACGAGGAGCUGAACUAUGCCCAGGUGUCGGCUGUCCCUGCACCUGAUGCCACACCUGCGCGCACCUGGAACAUCCUGUGCCCCAGCUGCAACAGGAAACAGGUGCUCAAGGUGCAGCAGCUGGCUGAGUUCGUGCCCACAGACGAGGCUACCUAUGAUGAGGAAGUAGAGGCCUACAGCUGGCAUCUGGAGCAGCUGCACCAGGUGUGUGGGCCCUGCCAGGUGGCUGUCGGCUGCCACCUGCGCAGACAGGACCAAACUAUCCUGGCUGACUUCAUGGGGGGGCGUCUGCGGAGAUUCCAUCCCCGCAACUAUGCUGGGGCUCUGCUGACUGUGAAGACCCCAGCACACAUCACCAUACUGAGACUGGUAGCAGCCACAGUGGCAGCCCUGCUACUGCUGCUGAACCUUCUCAGGAGUAAAACAUUACCAGCAAACCUGCAGGAGAAACUACCGGACAUCCUGCGUGAUUUUGCAGAGACAGACUCUGUGUACACUGUGGUGUUUGUGGGCCUGUUUGUCAAACUUACUGCUGUGUUACUGGCAGGCAAGGACAGGUUAAGAAGCAGAGAUGCGCUGUGUGUGUUGCUGUGGCUGCUGACCCUGGUGGUACACAUCCCCUGGGGUGUGGGGAAACUUGCCCCAGGGGUGGGGAUGGUACCCCCCGUGGCCCAGACGUGGAGCUAUGUAGCCAUCAGAUUCACUUUAACACUUAAAAUCACCAUUUCUUCCAGACCCUUGUCUCCAUGGGGAAGUGAUGCAUCCUAUCUAAGUGGGUCUCCUCCAAGUGUUUCUUCCACACUCAGCACCUCAGCCUACUCCACACCCAGGCCUCGGUCACCUCUUCACAGUGUCCGCCAAAACCCCAACAGAGCCCCAGACAGCUUCGAUACCCUGUCUAUAGGGAAGCACAGUGUCGGCCAAACCCCCAACAGACCCCCUGUGCCCGACAACUUUGAUACUCUCUCUAUAGGGAAGCACAGCUGUAGAAGUUCAUACAGUCACUCAGGACCAUUUGGUUUCUCCCACGACUCGCCAGCUUCCCUGUUCUCAGGCUCCAGAAAAACCUCGCCACAGUUUACAAACAGUCCGCCACGACUCGACACAACGUUGCCAGAAACUAGCAGAACUUCGCUACAAUUCGAUACAGGCUUUGGUGGCGUUACGCAAUCAGGGAGAAACUCGCCACAGCUUGACUCAACUGUGACGAGAAGUUUGCCACUUUUUGAUACAACGUUGCAACCGCAGUUUGGUAAGAGUCCGCAAUUCGGGAGGAACUCGCCACAAUUUGGCGUUCCGACGAGCUGGGUUCGCUACAGAUCUCAACGACCAAUCAUCAGCCCGGCAAAGUUCCAACCACCGUCGCGGCGCGCCCGACAGAGCCCAUCGCGCGAGCUGAUUGGUGUAAAGUCGCUCAGUAUCCAUGACGAUGGAGAAAUCAGGAGGAGACCUCGUCAGCUGUUCUCGGACGGGGACCAACCACUAACAACCGCACUGGAGCAGGAAGCCGAUGCCCAAUAUGAGACGUCGUCUGCGUACGGCAGCGCGAGCGUUUCUGGUAGCGAUGCCGGCAGCAGCGAUGGCGGGAACACGACAUCGUCCUGCCGCGUACACAGCACGACCUCUGACCCCGCGGAGAACCUCUGGCGACCUGUUACGCAGACGGAGAAACCUUCAAGAGGUGCAGCUGGAAGCUCCUUCCUAUGGAAAUGGUUGUUUGGCCUGAGUGUGGGCUGUAACACAGUACUGGUGGCUUAUGUCGUCAUGCAGUUUUUGUCAAACUAUCAGUCAUAAAAAAGUGUGUCCGAAAAGAAGAACAGUUUUUGUUGACCUAUCAGAUGUACAUUGCAUGUGAGAGAAACAAAAUGUACCAUAUAUUUUGUUGCAUUUUUUUUUACAAGAGUUCUUACUUUUAUGAACAAAUAUCUGAACAAAAUUACUGAUAUUUUCCUACAUCUACAACCUCAAUGUGCCUGGCAGAACGUGUUGGAAAGAUUUGGGUCAGGAUUUCUGAUAAGAGCAAACAUGAAAAUUGUGACUUUCUUUGUUGAAAGCUGCAUUUAGCAGUUAGAUCACUGCAGAAUCAUCCAAGAUGUGAAAUGUGGCAAGAUGUGAAAUGGCAUCUUGGGGAACCAGUUAUAUCUCUCCACAAUUUACCGUAUCAGAAUUAUUUGUAUCAAACUGUAUGGUAUAGUGCAGUACUGACAUGCAUAGAUAGGGGGCGUCCAAGAUUGUGAUCUGCGACUUACUAGUACUUAUUUCUUAGCCUCUACCAGAAACCGCGGAUCGCUGGAAAAAUAGUAGAAAUCGGCCGAAAUAAAGGAAUAAUAUACCA
Branchiostoma belcheri (Belcher's lancelet) is the source of this 2743-nucleotide messenger RNA. RefSeq names its product transmembrane protein 201-like. Gene Ontology annotation, biological process: nuclear migration along microtubule. NCBI's taxonomy places the organism in Eukaryota, Metazoa, Chordata, Leptocardii, Amphioxiformes, Branchiostomatidae. The record is from RefSeq and is a predicted model, not a curated record. Bases 124 to 2202 code for a protein of 692 amino acids. The transcript is spliced from 11 exons. Gene Ontology annotation, molecular function: lamin binding; actin filament binding. Gene Ontology annotation, cellular component: nuclear inner membrane.